Molecule: messenger RNA, 3870 nt
Organism: Exophiala viscosa
Lineage: Eukaryota; Fungi; Ascomycota; Eurotiomycetes; Chaetothyriales; Herpotrichiellaceae
Product: ABC transporter-like protein
Exons: 3
Coding region: 1-3870 (1289 amino acids)
Biological process (GO): transmembrane transport
Cellular component (GO): membrane
Molecular function (GO): ATP binding; ABC-type transporter activity; ATP hydrolysis activity
Source: RefSeq, a predicted model, not a curated record
AUGAUACCAGUCAAUACACUUCCUGGAUCUUCAACACCAGAAUCUUUGAGAGACUCUAAAAGCCAGAAUAUUCAAGUCAUCGACGUGCGUAUUCGAAAUGUGGCGGUGGAAGUCGAUUCAACCGCUGGCUCUCCAUUCUCUUCGCUAGAUGCGUUCAAGCUGAAGAUCCUGCGCAGUAAGGUCAAACCGGCGGUCAAGGAUAUUCUGAAAAAUGUCUCGGCGGAUUUUCCAAACAGCAGUCUCACGGCAAUCGUUGGAGCCAGUGGUAGUGGAAAGACCACUCUGCUCAACAUUAUCGCUCAUCGCAUCAAGGAUCAAAAAUUUCGGCAAGCAGGUAGCGUCACCUAUGAAGCAGUCACGGACACCACAUCGGAGGCAGCAGCUGCAAAGAUCGGCAUGGCCUAUGUCCUUCAGCAAGACAUCCUACUGCCGACUCUGACUGUUCGCGAGACUUUGCAGUAUGCCGCAGAUUUGCGGCUGUCAACAACCAAGACAAAGGCGGAACGACGGGCCAUGGUCGAGACGGUCAUCAAUGAGCUCGGUCUGGAAAAGUGUGCGAACACUAGGAUAGGCAAUGACGCCCAUAAAGGCUGUUCAGGCGGCGAGAAAAGAAGGACCAGCAUUGGGGUGCAACUGCUUGCCGAUCAGCCAGUCCUCAUUCUUGACGAGCCCACAACUGGGCUUGAUGCUGCAUCAGCGAUCCAAGUGGUGCAGACAUUGCGGCUGCUUGCUCGGAGAGGGAAGACAGUAAUUAUGACGAUCCAUCAGCCACGAUCAGAGAUCUGGAGGUUGGUUGAUAACCUCGUCUUGCUAUCACGAGGUUCUCCAGUCUAUGCAGGCGCCGUCAAUGAAUGCCUUCCGUACUUUGAGCAACUUGGUCACAGCAUGCCUGCCUUCUCCAACCCCUUCGAUUUUGUCAUUGAUCUUGCCGCUGUGGACGUCCGAUCCCACGAGCUCGAGAGAGUCUCGUUGCUACGUGUUCGGCAGCUACAGGAAGCGUGGAGAAGCAAUACAUCCAGCCUGGCUCAGGACGACUCCGAAAAGACCCCUAGCAAAUGUUUCGAAAGAAACCAGCUUGCAGGCUCCGACAACUCACUCAAUGCACUCGUCCUUGAAACAGGUGUGCAUUUGAGAAGGACUUUCGUUGUGACCUGCCGUGAUCGGCUAGGGUUACUUGCUAGUCUGAUCGAAGCUGUCACAAUGGGCAUCAUGACCGGGUGGAUAUUCUACCAGCUCCCCACCGAUCUGGCCGGCAUUCGAUCCAGAGAAGGUGCCAUGUACUCGGCAUGCGCUUUACAGGGUUACCUCAUCCUUCUCUUUGAGACCUACCGAUUGACCAUCGAUAUUCAAGUCUACGAUCGAGAGCGUAUCGAGGGUGUCGUGAAACCACUGUCAUUCGUUUUCAGCAGAAGAUUCGCACGCUUAUUGCUUGAGGAUCUUCCUGUCCCAUUCAUCUACUCGGUUAUAUUCUAUUUCAUGGCAGGGUUUCGAGCUGAUGCCAGACAAUAUUUCACGUUCUUUGCCAUCCAAUUACUCUUGCAAUUAAUCACAGUUAAUCUGGCCACAAUCUGUGUCGCCCUCAACCGACAGUUCAUGGUUGCAUCGUUGAUUGCGAAUCUCAUUUUCACGCUCCAAUCCGCGGCAUGCGGCUUCUUUAUUAACACAAAAUCAAUCCCGAUCUGGCUGCGAUGGAUGAAAUGGGUCGCAUUCGUCUUCUAUUCAUUUGGAGCAUACUGCACCAACGAAUUUGCAGGUCAUUUUUACGGUUGUCCGAGUCCAGGCGGGCCGUCGGAUCCAGCUUGCAAGGAGUAUACCGGUGCAUACAUCCUGGCAUCCCUGAACAUACCCAACAACUGGCUCUGGAGACCGAUUAUUGUCAUGGUUGCCUUCGUCUUGGUCUUCUUCGUUCUUUCUGCUGUGACUCUUCACGUUCUUACGACAGAGGUGGAAAUGGCGAAAACACACGCCAGCGAAAUCUCAUACUCCGAGGAGGAUAUCAGGACAACCUCAUCCGGAGACAGCACCAGAACAAUCACUGUCGCCCUCGACCAGUUCGGCUUAGCUGUUGAGACCAAGCGCCCGUUUAAAAGCACGCUGACAAAGCCCAUAUUUCAGGACAUCAGCACCACAUUCGAGCCCGGCGUCUUGAAUGUGAUCAUGGGCCCUUCAGGGUCCGGGAAAUCAUCAUGCCUCAACGCUAUGGCAAGACGAUUGUACGGAUCGCCAAUGACAGCCUAUCGGUCCUCAGGCAGGAUGCUCCUCAAUGGUGCAAUGGCGGCGGACAAUGUUGUGGCAUCCAUAUGCUCAUACGUACCACAGGACGACACAGGCCUGCUGCCAUCGUUAACGGUUCGAGAAACACUACAUUUCGCCGCUCGCUUGCGACUCCCGACAUUCCUCACCAACGAACAAAAAGUGCAGCGAGCAGAGACGGUACUGCGACAGCUUGGCUUGAAAGAAUGCGCUGACACACUGGUUGGGAACGACCUGGUGAAAGGCAUCAGUGGUGGCGAGAAACGUCGCGUUUCCAUCGGGAUCCAAAUCCUGACUGAUCCGCGAGUACUGCUUCUGGACGAACCCACCUCCGGACUCGAUGCAUUCACAGCCUUUUCGAUCAUCGAAGUGCUCAAGGGCCUUGCGGACGAGGGAAGAACAAUCAUUUUCUCCAUCCAUCAACCACGUUCCGACAUGUUCAAGCAAUUCGGUGGCGUGCUCCUGCUGGCUAAGGGCGGGGAUGUCGUCUACUCAGGCAAAGUCGACAAUAUGCUCCCUCAUUUCGAGCGUUUGGGAUAUGCAUGUCCCGAAUCCGCAAACCCAGCCGACUUUGCGCUUGAUAUAGUAUCCGUCGAGAUGCCGAAGUCGCUACAACAACAGAGCAGUCCCGAAAUUUCAGAUUCUCCGACAGACAAAAACAUCCCUACCGGCGUCGUCCCACCGACACUUCACGAGGUUGAGUUGACUUUCCCAGCAAUACUUGGCGUGUACACACGGACGAGACUCCCCUUCCGCCGCGCCUUCCCUAUUCUCGUGCAGCGCGGCAUCAUCAAUCUGCGACGCCAACCGGAACUCGCGUCGGGCCGGAUAAGCCAGCUUGUAGGUUUGGGCAUCGUGCUCACCGCAUUCUUCACCCCACUCCGGUACGAGUAUUACUCGGUCCAGACUCGCGCAGGAUACAUCCAGUACAUGUCGAGUAUGUUCUUCGUGGGCAUGCUCAACGCGAUCGCAAUGUACCCGAGCGAACGCGACAUUUAUUACCACGAAGACCGCGACGGAACGUACCCUCUCGAAGCGUUUUACUUGUACUACUCGGCGCUCGAAGUUCCCAUGGAAUUGAUCGCGAGUCUACUGUACGCCGUGCUGACAGUCUUCGCGGUGGGUUUGCCGCGCACAGCGGCACAGUUCUUUUUAAUGGCGUACACGGCGUUCUGCCUCGUUUCGUGCGGCGAGAGUUUUGGCAUUUUAUUUCUCACCAUGUUCUCGCACACAGGGCUCGCUGUGUCGGUCAUGUCGGUUGUACUCUCGAUCUCGGUGCAUUUGGGAGGUGUGCUGAGUAUUGGGAUUGAUGGGUUUUUGCAGGGCGUCAAUCAUAUUUCGCCGGUUAAGUGGCAGGUUGGUGCGCUGAUGAGCUAUAGCUUCAGGGGCAUUGAGUUUACGUGCACUGUUGACCAGAGGUUGAGUGAUGGAUCGUGUCCGAUACAGAGUGGUGAGCAGGUGCUGGAUUUGUAUAAGUUGAAUGUGAAUACUGCGACUUGUGCGAUUGCGCUCGGUGGAGUGACGAUUGGGUAUAGGUUGCUUGGGUAUUUGGGGUUGAAAAUCCGGAAGACGGAUUGGAAGGGGCUGAUGAGGAGGGGGAAGAUUACGAAGUCAUGA